GAUCCAGAGAAGGAGAAAGCCGAAAGAGAAGAAGAAGAAAGAAGUGAGACGGCGAAUGGCGUCGAAAGCGACCAUCAUCGCAGCAGGACGAAAGACAAAGAGGGAAGCAAAAGAUCUUCUGGGAAGUCGUCAAAGAAGCAUGACAAAGAAAAGUUAGAGGAAGACACGGAAAACCGAGACAUCAACAGCAAUUUAGUGGAAAAGAAUAAACAAGAGACUAUUGACGAACCGAUCGCCACGCCUGUGGAGAACUCUAAAAAAUACGGCAGUAUCAAAAUGGCAAACGCGAAAGAUACCCGUGCAGCAUUCUCGGGUCUUAUCGAUAAACCUGUGCUCACUGAUGAGCUGCUCGCUCGUCCUCCGUUCAGGUUCAUUCUGGACAUUGUGUCGUCGACAGCCGCAAAAACUGGUUAUUUACGAGAUCGCUUCUCUGUGGAGGCCCUGAAUCCUGCCAAAUUCAAAGAGAAAGCCGACAAAACUGCGUUUCUCGAUUCGCUGAUUGAAGCUGUCAAUGAUGGCUCGUUGCCUACAAUUAAAUCGGCGAAAAUAGUUGCUGGCAAGGAACCGGAAUUGACAAACAUGCUCUUGAUCAAAUUGGCAGAACAAGCGCGAGGGUUCCAAAGCGAACAAAGCCAGGCUAAGAAGAAGCGUCGGCCUUCCUCCAUCGAGGAACCAAAGGAAAAGUAUGUGCAACGUGCUGAUAUGAGACAAAGCAUUAAGACAGGGCCAGUUCGCUCGGGUUGUGCCGUGCACUCGACUUCCACUCAAAAUAGAUGA
Molecule: messenger RNA, 777 nt
Organism: Ostertagia ostertagi
Lineage: Eukaryota; Metazoa; Nematoda; Chromadorea; Rhabditida; Trichostrongylidae
Source: the annotation of a GenBank genome assembly